Messenger RNA from Penicillium mononematosum, 876 nucleotides. Its product is annotated as haloacid dehalogenase superfamily protein. The transcript has 3 exons. The coding region runs from base 1 to 876 and encodes 291 amino acids. NCBI's taxonomy places the organism in Eukaryota, Fungi, Ascomycota, Eurotiomycetes, Eurotiales, Aspergillaceae. The record is from RefSeq and is a predicted model, not a curated record. Gene Ontology annotation, molecular function: phosphatase activity.
AUGGGUUCCACUAAUGACCUUCCCCGCAUCCGAGCAUGUCUCUUUGACAUGGACGGCUUGUUGAUUGACUCAGAGGAUUUGUACUCCAUAAUCACGAAUGAAAUUCUCCAGAAGUACGGCAAACCCAUUCUUCCCUGGUCAAUCAAGGCGCAGCUGCAGGGUCGACCCCAGCCGGAGGCCGGCAAGAUUUUCAACGACUUUGCCCAGCUCCCCAUCAGCGCUGAGCAGCUGAAGGAGGAGCAAUCGGUUCUCCAGCGACACUAUUUCCCACAGUCAAAGCCGCUACCCGGUGUACCGACUCUUUUGGCCAACCUUGUGUCGACGCAGUCAACCGACGAGCCUGUGUACAUCGCACUAGCAACAUCAUCGCACAGCGCGAACUACAAAUUAAAGACCGAUCAUCUAACCGAGCUAUUCUCGGUAUUCCCCGAACCCAACAAGGUUCUUGGUGACGAUCCACGCAUCGGCAAGGGCCGAGGUAAACCUCUUCCCGAUAUCUACCUGCUUGCUCUGGAGACCAUCAACAUUGAGCUGCGCAACAAGGGGAAGACGGAGAUCAAGCCAGAGGAGUGUCUCGUCUUUGAAGAUGCGGUUCCGGGUGUCGAGGCUGGUCGUCGUGCCGGCAUGCAGGUUGCCUGGUGCCCUCAUCCGGGUCUUCUAGGAGCCUUCAAGGGCCGGGAGGAAGAGGUGCUCGCUGGAGCCACGGGUGCGCAUAAGGACGAGGAGAAGACAGAUGCUGAGAAAGAGGCAGAGGAGCUCCAGGCCCCGCGUCUGCAGGGUUCUGGAACGCCUGGCAAGAUCGGCGACGGGUUUGGUCAGCUCUAUACUACUUUGGAAGACUUCCCGUAUGCGAAGUACGGCAUUCGCAUCCCCUGA